This is a messenger RNA of Pyrus x bretschneideri (Chinese white pear), 2607 nucleotides long. Its product is annotated as beta-amylase 8. The transcript has 9 exons. Gene Ontology annotation, biological process: polysaccharide catabolic process. The record is from RefSeq and is a predicted model, not a curated record. Gene Ontology annotation, molecular function: beta-amylase activity. Bases 129 to 2186 code for a protein of 685 amino acids. Lineage: Eukaryota; Viridiplantae; Streptophyta; Magnoliopsida; Rosales; Rosaceae.
AGAGUUAAUUCUGAUAAAAGCACAUACGAAGAAGCUGUAUCAGCGACUGAGCUGCGAACAUAACUUUUAGCGUUGAGAAGUGCACAUUCAAAUUAUAUGCCCUUUUCCGGCCUUCACUUCUCAAAAACAUGAACGACGACGACAGUCUCCACCACGAUCUGGAUCCACAAAGUGACCACAGCUCCGAUUACCUCCCUCACCCCCACCCCCACCAUUCGUCCCAUCCUAUCCAACCCCAACAAUCCCACCCUCAGCCCCAGCCCCAGCCCCGCCGUCCCCGUGGCUUCGCCGCCACUGCGGCUGGCUCAGCGGGUCCCACCAGUCCCUCCUCCACCCCCACCACUAACAAGGGCAAGAGGGAGAGGGAGAAGGAGAAGGAGCGCACCAAGCUUCGAGAACGCCUCCGUCGAUCCAUCACUAGCCGGAUGCUCGCCGGCCUCCGCCAGUACGGUAACUUUCCGCUGCCUGCGCGUGCGGACAUGAACGAUGUGCUCGCAGCCCUCGCACGUGAGGCUGGCUGGGUCGUCGAGCCCGAUGGCACCACUUACCGCCACGCUCCUCCUCCCUCCCAAAUGGCAGCGGCGUACCAGAGCCCCAUGGGGAUGAGGUCGGUGGAGAGCCCAGUUUCAUCAGGAGUAAAAGCAACGAACCCAUCAUCAAUGGCGAGAAUUGAUGAGAGCUUGUCACCGGCAUCCCUUGAUUCUGUAGUAAUUGCAGAGAGAGACACCACAGCCACAGCCACGGCCACGGUCACUGCCGCCACCAACAAAUCCGUUGAAUGCUUGGAAAUGGAGGCUGGUGAUCAGCUCAUGCAUCACCUUUCCAAUUCCAUCAGUUCCGGGGACCAUGGCAUUCCCACCACUGCCUUGGCUUAUGUUCCUCUCUAUGCUGCCCUUGCCACUGGGUUCAUCAACAGUUACUGUCAGUUGGUUGAUCCUGAAGGAUUGAGACAGGAGCUAGCUCAUGUGCAAUCUCUGAAUAUAGAUGGCGUUGUUGUGGAUUGUUGGUGGGGGAUUGUCGAAGGCUGGAGCCCCCAGAAAUAUGUCUGGUCUGGUUACAGAGCUCUUUUUAACAUUGUCCGGGAGUUCAAGCUCAAAUUGCAGGUUGUAAUGGCAUUUCAUGAGUAUGGAAGAAGUGACUCUGGUGACGCCCUCAUCCCUCUUCCACAAUGGAUCUUAGAAAUUGGUAAGAAAAACCCAGACAUAUUCUUUACAGAUCGAGAAGGAAGGAGGAACACUGAAUGUCUAUCUCUGGGGAUUGAUAAAGAAAGAGUUCUACAAGGAAGAACUGGUGUCGAGGUCUAUUUUGAUUUUAUGAGAAGUUUUCGUACUGAGUUUGACGACUUGUUUGCUGAGGGUCUCAUUUCUGCUGUGGAAAUUGGACUUGGAGCAUCUGGGGAGCUCAAGUAUCCUUCCUUUUCAGAAAGGAUGGGGUGGAGGUAUCCUGGUAUCGGUGAGUUUCAGUGUUAUGAUAAAUAUUUACAAGAGAGUCUGCAGAGAGCUGCUAAAUUGCGUGGGCACUCAUUCUGGGCCAGGGGACCUGAGAAUGCUGGGGAAUACAAUUCUCGGCCACAUGAAACUGGCUUUUUCUGUGAACGUGGUGAUUAUGAUAGUUAUUAUGGACGCUUUUUCCUUCAUUGGUAUGCACAGUCAUUAAUUGAUCACGCGGAUAGUGUACUGUCUCUUGCAAGCCUUGCCUUUGAUGAAACCAAAUUAAUUGUCAAGGUUCCUUCAGUUUUUUGGUGGUAUAAGACUACUAGCCAUGCAGCGGAGCUAACUUCUGGGUACUAUAACCCAACAAACCAGGAUGGGUACUCUCCCGUUCUUGAAGUUCUGAAGAAACAUUUAGCGACGGUGAAGUUUGUUUGCUCAGGUCCGCAUAUUUCUAUUCAGGAUAAUGAAGCACUGGCUGAUCCGGAAGGUUUGAGUUGGCAGGUUUUAAAUUUAGCCUGGGAUCGAGGAUUGACUGUAGCUGGGGAAAAUGCACUUUCAUGUUAUGAUAGAGAAGGGUGCAUGAGAAUAGUUGAGAUGGUGAAGCCAAGAAAUGAUCCUGAUCACCACCACUUUUCAUUUUUCGUAUACCAGCAGCCAUCUCCUCUAGUUCAAGGCACAAUUUGCUUUCCUGAGUUGGAUUUUUUCAUUAAGUGCAUGCAUGGUGAGAGAGCUGAAGAUCUAGUAUCGUGUUAAAGGGUAGAAUUCAGUAUUCCAUGGGCGGAUUGUUAGAACACCUGGAUGGACUUCUCAACUGCUGAUGGCUCAUAUCUUCCAAGGUGAAAUGAAAUAGUGAACAUGAUGGUUUCGGGGGUAAAAGCACCAGCAGAGGGUUCAAGAGUCUCAUAAAUAUGUCCUUAGGUUUGAUAUAAUUGUGGACCGGACCAAAGAAAGAUGUAACAACAUAAACUUCAUUGUGUGGUGUCGUCCAACUCGUGUGUCGAAUGAUGCCGGUGCAGUUUCAGAUUAGAAAAUGAAAAGGGUAGUUGGUAUAUAGUUCAAAGUCAGAUGUAAUGAAUGAUAUGUUUGUAAUUCCUUUCGCUGCAUAUUAGUAUGAAAAGAAAGAUCGGCGGCGAUGCGUUUACUCCAAAUUAAUGGAAUGGAAUUGUCUUUUGAA